AUGGCGGAGAUACUGGUGGGAAAAAGAGAACGAAGAAAGAGCUUCACCUUCUUUCAUCACUCACCCCAAUUCUCAGCUCCUACCUCUACAACCGCCCCAUCCGUCUCAACCUCGCAUGACAGAUCAGCCUCGGAUGGAGUAUCGACAGUGAAGGGAGCUCGUCGAAAUUCGGGUUUCUUUGGGAGCCGUGAUCCCAGUCCGAGGGGUGCACCAGCGAAUGUCCCAUGCCGCCGGCAGACGUCCGAGUCAGAAGUCAUGUUUGGUAUGCCAGCAGACGUGUCUAAGCAAAAGCGCAAGUCGCUGCAGCCUUCGAAACGCGCGUCUAUGUUUGGGUCAUUUCGUUCUUUGCAGUCGUUGGAAGAUGAGCUGGCAGGCCAGCGAUCUCGAGGUGCUUCAAUAGAUGAUAACGAUUUGAUAGCUUCGCCUUUGGCUCAAGCAAAAAAAUCGCUAGGCCACGUGGUUUUGCAUCAUGGCGAAGUUCAAACUGCGGGAACUAUGUGGCGGAAGAGAAGUCACUAUUUGGUGUUGACUGAUACUCAUUUGAUUCGCUUUAAGAGUCAACACAAAGCAGUAGACUUGUUCCCCACCAUCAACAUAUCCUCUGGUCGGACAACACCAGUGAACCGCCAAUCCGUAGUUUCCAUUGGCUCAGCGCAAGACCAUUCCCUGUCUGCACAUAAUGGGGAUCUUGCAGCCAUCGCCUUGAACAGCAUUGUAUCUGUUAGUGGCGUCGAGGAUGGGCGAAACAAUCACAAUCAGAACCAAACGACCAUCGAGCUGUCCUAUUUGGAUGAUCGAACCAACAAAGCUGCUUUUAUGGCAAUUCAGUUGACAGAUCCAGAAGAACAACAUCUCUGGCUGAUUGGGAUUCGCUCUGCCGCCCAGUCUGCUCGCACUAAUGAACCAUUCCCUUUCGAGACGAAGACCAUCGAUUAUGUUGUUCGAAUUUUGGAGCAAGAACGCGACUAUGAUCCCGAAAACUUCAACCUCUUUCGUGUUACUCAGAGAUCUCCAACCAAGCAGAAUAUUAGGUCUUCGACGGACGAUUUUGGGAAGCUGUCGGCAACCAUGUGCUAUCUUGCAAUUGGCCUCCAUAGGAUCCACUUGAUCCCUUUGCAUAGAGGUUCAAGCCGUUCGUCUCUAGUUUCUCUUAGCGAGAUUGACCUAGGGUCAUCUCUUGGUUUGAUGGCAUUGACUUCGUUGAUGGUGCAUUCUGGGGAUGAUCGAUUCCAGUUGACUUUUCGUGUGCCAUUACAAAGUGCAACGGUGGUGAAUCUCGCGUCCGUUCACUCUCUAGACGUUGUCUUGUGGGUUCGGCAACGCAUAGAAUUUCUGCGUCCACUCUGGCUACACCAACCAUACGACCUCAUCGCAUCAUCAGAAGUUGCCGAUGAAAACCUCAUCCAGUCUACAGAACUCAUCGAAGAGUUUGGCUGUUUUGACAGAACCCUUGUUGCGUACUCGGCUAGUUACGACAUCGAUACAAGCAACAUCCGCUACACUAUUGAUCUUGAAUGUGAAGAUGCACCUUGCUUUAAACUCCUCCCGCCUGCAUCGAAGAAAUGCAGUCAAUACAGCGCCCUAGAAUUGUUGGCAUUGAUGCGCGCGCUGCGAUACAACGAGUCCUUUGUCUCAAUCUCUUUCAGUGGUGUUAGUCUUGAUGUCCUACAGAAUUGUCGCGACCGUUUCAGCAUCGAUUGGAAUGCUUUCUUGACUCGAGCUGGUGCUCAGGUGACCAUUGCUGGUCAGGAUCGAUUGUCGCUCUUGUCACAGGAAAUUCGUGCUUUGGCUUUGAAGAACAAGCGCCUCAGAAGACUCGAUUUUUCUUUUUGUUUAUCGCGGACCCCUAUUUCGGAUAGAGGCGCUCGAGACCCUGGCUGCGGUAUUCCAGAAGCCAUCUUCCCUCUUUGUCGUCGCCAGUUAACCAAUGUCGAUUGGAUUGUGUUGAAUGGCAUCAAACUGGGUGAUUCGGAUUUGGACUAUAUUGUGGACGCCGCUUCGCAGAGGACCAGUCAUCUUCGAGCGCUAGAAGUUGGAGAAUGUGGCCUUUCGGUCCAUGACUUGGAUCUCGUCUUGUCGACAUUGACUGCUCAGGAAACGACUUUGGAAGCUGUCAACAUCUCUGGAAUCCAAGGACGACUUAGCCCGGAACUGUUUCAGCAGCAAAUUGGAUACUUUGGUCAAAUCCGCAAAAUCAACCUCACCCGCGUUGCUAGAACUUCCGGAACAGAGCCACUCAUUGCACCAGAAACUUUGUUAAACUGGCGUCUCGAGGAACUUUCACUCAGUCAAACAGCAGUCAACAAGGAGACUGUGGAGUCAAUUGCCGCUUACUUGGUCAGCGAUCGUUCUUCGUCACUACGAAUUCUGCGUCUCGACCAAUGCGGACUGACAGGCGGCGACGUUGCUACUUUCUUACGUUGUAUGACCCGUCCAGCCGACAAGGUGCGCGACAUGCAUCUCCACGUUAGCGAAAAUCAUUUAGAUACGAAUUACAGUCUUUUAUUCAAUGCUAUUGCCGACAAUAACACGCCCACGCAUUUGUCCAUGCGCAUGAUUGAUUUCAAAAAGGAGGAUCAUUUCAGAGAAUUGAUUGAGGCGAUGAGGAAGAAUACGACAUUGAAAUAUUUGGAUAUCUCAAAAGCGUCACUUCCUUAUGAUGCAGGCCCAGAGACUUGCGAAGCGUUGCAGCUGAUGUUUGAAGAAAAUGAGACGCUGGAAGAAUUGGACAUUAGUGGUGAAUACGCGCACUUGGAUGUCGCUCGCUUCGGUAUUGGGUUGAACCAAGCACUGACGGGAUUGAAAAAGAACAAAUCUUUAAAGGUUCUCAGAAUCGAGCAUCAAAAGCUUGGGUUACAAGGCGCCAACACGCUUGCAUCUGUGCUUGAAGAGAAUACGAGUCUGCAAGAGAUUUAUUGUGAGAAUAAUGAUAUGAAUCUCCAGUCCUUCACUGUGCUAGUGAAUGGCCUCCAACGUAACGACUCGGUUACUUUGCUUCCUGUGAUGAAUACGGAUCGCCACCAAUCUUUGGAAAGACUUCGCCGGGAAUUUAUUAACGUCAAACGCGACACCUCAUCUCAUCAACCAGGCCCUAGCUCUAUUCGUCGCUCGAUUCACGCUGCAAUGGCAAUUGGCCAGCCAUCUGGCGGUCACAAGCUUGCCAAAUCUAACAUGGCUGCUCGGUCAAAAGAAGCGGCCCAGUUCUCUGAGUCCUCGACUUCGGAGACACUAGAUGAGGAAGUCGAAGUUACACUUGAGUCUUUGAACAGAAGGUGGGAUAUCGAAGUCGAUCGACUCCGUCAGUAUCUUUACAGGAAUUAUUGCACGCUGAACGGUAUUCCAUACGACGCAGAUGGAUACCAGGAUUUGGAUGCAGUUGAAGAACCCGAUUCAGCAGAUGUAUCUCGUCCGGCCACGUCUAUUAGCAUUGGAAUAACGAUUGAAGAGUUGGAAAAGCUUGAUAUGAAUUUAUCCAUGGGUGAGAUGACAAUGCAAAACAUCUUCAAACCAAGCUCCGGUAACUCCGGUCAUUCAACUGAUAGUGAACGAGACGCGAUAGCGAUGAUGAUGGAAAACAGCUCAGGCAGCACAUCUCCAGUAGUGACUAUGUCUAGCGUCCAAUCCACGCCAACUAUCGAAUCUCUCAAACUGAUGGAAUCACUGCGUCCACUUUCUCCGGCAUCAAGCGGAUCAGAAAAUAAACCUUUCGCAGUGUUGAAAGAAUACUCCGCCUCUACAUCAUCAUCUCCACAAUUAUCCCUUCCCGUACCAGCAAUAUUCAAAGUUCCACCUCCACCAUUUACCAGAAACGACAGCACUGCUACCAGCAUUCGAAGCAUUGCCAGCUCGAGCAACAUGUCGACGACGAGCACUGCACCUCAAGCGCCUAGUUUCCGAAGCACAGGUGGCACAAGCUCAAUCAGUGCGUCUUCGUUACGAAAACUCCUUUCGAGUCGGCCAUCCUCUGCUAUGAGAGGAAUGCGUCAAAUCAGCGGUGGACAUGGUAGCGGUAAUAGCUCCAAGGCUGGCUCGACAAGCGGAUUGGCCAUGUCUGAUGAGCCACCGAAGAUUAUCUGGUCGCCUCCCAAGGUUGAACUUUGA
Talaromyces marneffei is the source of this 4101-nucleotide messenger RNA. RefSeq lists its product as uncharacterized. Lineage: Eukaryota; Fungi; Ascomycota; Eurotiomycetes; Eurotiales; Trichocomaceae. The record is from RefSeq and is a predicted model, not a curated record. The transcript is spliced from 2 exons. Bases 1 to 4101 code for a protein of 1366 amino acids.